This is a messenger RNA of Iphiclides podalirius (scarce swallowtail), 912 nucleotides long. Lineage: Eukaryota; Metazoa; Arthropoda; Insecta; Lepidoptera; Papilionidae. The record is from the annotation of a GenBank genome assembly.
AUGUGCAAACACAUUUAUAUAUUUCUCUGUUUGGUCACGCUGACGUACUGCGACCAAAAUGUUACAGAGUAUAAAGGUCUUCUCACACCUGAAUGUACCCGAUCAUACAACCGAAUAUACGUUACACGGAGGGUUCCGCCACGAGAUUAUUAUUACUUUCACGAAAACCUCGACAGGGAAAAGGAAACAGCCUCCAGAAAUUUUUAUGCCAACACGACGAACGUGGACGUCAAAUGGAGAAUAGUCGGUGGGAAAAUAAUAUCAAUAACAGAGGCGCCUUACCAAGUGCUGUAUGGGCUUUACUGUGGGGGAAGUCUUAUUGCUCCACAAUGGGUUCUUACCGCUGCACAUUGUAAAGAAAAAGAAACGCACGUUUACGCCGGCUCCACGCAGCGCAGUAGAGCGACUAAGUACAGAAUCUGUGCACACUUCACGCACCCGCUGUGGAACCUAUCGGGAACCCACUCCCACGACUUUGAUUACCAGCUAGUGCUCCUGGAGACCCCGGUGCCUGUUACGGCGAGCUCGAGGCCAAUAGCCAUCGGGAGCGUAGACGACGUGAAGCCAGGAGAUUUGGUGGCGGUCAGCGGUUGGGGUCACUUGCAGUUUAAGAAAAGCAGAAUGCAAGAUCUACUGCGAAGAGUUUACGUUCCGGUGCUUUCUGACGAUGAAUGCAAGGGUUUGGCGAAUGGUUACUUCGACAACAUAACGCCGAGAAUGUUCUGCGCGGGGUACCUUCAAGGUAGUAAGGACUCUUGUCAGGGAGACUCCGGUGGUCCAGCUGUGAGCAACGGAAAGCUGGUGGGGCUGGUUUCGUUCGGGGUCGGCUGCGCGUUACCUGACCAACCUGGGGUCUACAGCAACAUACCCGUCGUCCGUGACUGGAUCAGAUCCGUCACGGCGUUGCCGCUU